Messenger RNA from Mauremys mutica (yellowpond turtle), 5174 nucleotides. RefSeq names its product zinc finger protein 665-like. Gene Ontology annotation, cellular component: nucleus. The coding region runs from base 250 to 4818 and encodes 1522 amino acids. Lineage: Eukaryota; Metazoa; Chordata; Testudines; Geoemydidae. The transcript is spliced from 8 exons. The record is from RefSeq and is a predicted model, not a curated record. Gene Ontology annotation, molecular function: histone H3K36 methyltransferase activity; recombination hotspot binding; RNA polymerase II cis-regulatory region sequence-specific DNA binding. Gene Ontology annotation, biological process: regulation of transcription by RNA polymerase II; positive regulation of reciprocal meiotic recombination.
UAGUUCCUGACUCUCCCGGAAGCGGAAGUGACGUCGGCAGAGGAGACGGAUCCGGGCUGCAAAGGAGCGUUGGGCGCUGCGGCUCUGCCUGGCUCGCGUGGGGCCGUUGGAGCCUCUCCCGGGCCGGAGAAGGGUGAACAAGAAAAGGAGCAGCCAGAGGAAAAGCCAGUUCCUGACAACAUAUUCCUCCUGCUGUCGUGGGGCUGCAGAAUGAUGUCCACGUUUCAUUCCAUUUAAUCAGAUCCUCCCAUGGCACAGGGGAGAGAAAUGGCUGCAGUGGAGCCAGCUCAGGGGCCGGUGACCUUCGAGGAGGUGGCUGUGUAUUUCACCAGGGAAGAGUGGGCUCUGCUGGACCCCACUCAGAGAGCCCUCCAUAGGAAUGUCAUGCAGGAGAACUAUGAGAAUGUGACCUCGCUGGGAGAGAGGCCCUAUGAAUGCUGUGAGUGCAAAAAAUGCUUCACUAGCAGCUCAGACCUUUCUAAACAUCAGAGAAUCCACACAGGAGAGAGGCCCUACGAAUGCAGUGAGUGUGGGAAAAACUUCACUCACAGAUCAAGCCUUUCUGUUCAUCUGCGAAUCCACACAGGGGAGAGGCCCUACAAAUGCAGUGAGUGUGGGAAAAGCUUCACUAGUAGCUCACACCUUUCUAAACAUCAGAGAAUCCAUACAGAUGAGCGGCCCUAUGAAUGCAGUGAGUGUGGGAAAAGCUUCACUCAGAGAUCAGGUCUUUUUCAACAUCAGAAAAUCCACACAAAGGAGAAGCCCUAUGUAUGCAGUGAGUGUGGGAAAACUUUCAAUCGCAGCUCGCAUCUUAUUACUCAUCACAGAAUCCACACAGGAGAGAAGCCCUACGAAUGCAAUGAGUGUGGGAAAAACUUCACUCACAGAUCAGCCCUUUCUGUUCAUCAGAGACUCCACACAGGGGAGAGGCCCUACAAAUGCAGUGAGUGUGGGAUAGGCUUCACUAGCAGCUCACAUCUUUCUAAACAUCAGAGAAUCCAUACAGAUGAGAGGCCUUAUGAAUGCAGUGAGUGUGGAAAAAGCUUUACUCAAAGAUCAGCCCUUUUUCAACAUCAGAGAAUCCACACAGGGGAGAGGCCCUAUGAAUGCAGUGAGUGUGGGGAAACCUUCAAUCGCAGCUCACACCUUAUUACUCAUCAGAGGAUCCACACAGGAGAGAGGCCCUACGAAUGCAGUGAGUGUGGGGAAAGCUUCAUUCAAAGAUCAGGCCUUUUCCACCAUCAGAGAAUCCACACAGGGGAGAGGCCCUAUGAAUGCUAUGAGUGUGGAAAAUGCUUCACUAGAAGCUCAGCCCUUUCUGUUCAUCAGAGAAUCCACACAGGGGAGAGGCCCUAUGAAUGCAGUGAGUGUGGGAAAAGCUUCACUCACAGAUCACGCCUUUUUCACCAUCAGAGAAUCCACACAGGGGAGAGGCCCUACGAAUGCAGUGAGUGUGGGAAAACCUUCAAUUGCAGCUCGCACCUUAUUAGUCAUCAGAGCAUCCACACAGGAGAGUGGCCCUAUGAAUGCAGUGAGUGUGGGAAAAACUUCACUCACAGAUCAGCCCUUUCUCUUCAUCAGAGAAGCCACACAGGGGAGAGGCCCUAUAAAUGCAAUGAGUGUGGGAAAACCUUCAGUCGCAGUUCGCACCUUAUUAGUCAUCAAACAAUCCACACAGGAGAGAGGCCUUAUGAAUGCAGUGAAUGUGGGAAAAACUUCACUCACAGAUCAACCCUUUCUGUUCAUCAGAGAAUCCACACAGGGAAUAGGCCCUAUGAAUGCAGUGAUGAGUGUGGGAAAAACUUCCAUUACCGCUCAGCCCUUAUUCGACAUGAGAUAAUCCACACGAAAGAGAGACCCUACGAAUGCUGUGAGUGUGGGAAAAGCUUCAAUCAUACCUCAGCCCUUAGUAGGCAUCAGCGAAUACACAGAGGAGAAAGACCCUAUGAAUGCUGUGAGUGCGGGAAAAACUUCACUCAGAAAUAUACCCUUAACUCUCAUCAGAGAAUCCACACAGAAGAGCGACCCUACGAAUGCUGCAAGUGUGGGAAAAGCUUCACUCAGAGAUCAGCCCUUAUCUCUCAUCAGACAACGCACACGGGAGAGAAACCCUACGAAUGUUGCGAGUGUGGAAAAAGCUUCUCUCGGAGCUCAAACCUUACUAUGCAUCAGAGGAUCCACACAGGAGAGAGACCUUAUGAAUGCCGUGAGUGCGGAAAAAGUUUCAGUCAAUUCUCCUCCCUUAUCUCUCACCAGAGAGUCCACACAGGAGAGAGACCCUAUGAAUGUUGCGAGUGUGGAAAAAGCUUCUCUCGGAGCUCACACCUUACUAUGCAUCAGAGGAUCCACACAGGAGAGAGACCCUAUGAAUGCAGUGAGUGCGGGAAAAGUUUCACUCACCUCUUCUCUCUUAUCUCUCACCAGAGAGUCCACACAGGAGAGAAACCCUAUGAAUGCAGUGAGUGCGGGAAAAGCUUCUCUCGGAGCUCAACCCUUGUUACACAUUACAGAGUCCACACCGGAGAGAGACCAUAUGAAUGCUGCGAGUGUGGGAAAAGCUUUACUCAUAGUUCAGUUCUUCUUAAACAUCAGAGGAUCCACACAGGGGAAAGACCCUAUGAAUGCCGCGAAUGUCAGAAAAGCUUCACUCACAGGUCAUCCCUCAUUAAGCAUCGGAGGAUACACACUGGAGAGAGACCCUAUGCGUGCUGUGAGUGUGGCAAAAACUUCAUUGACCGUUCAGCCCUUAUUAAACAUCAGAAAUUCCACGCGGGAGAGAGACCCCAUGAAUGCAGUGAGUGCGGGAAACGCUUCACCCAGAGCUCGGACCUCAUUACGCAUCAGCGAAUCCACACGGGAGAGAGACCCUAUGAAUGCAGCGAGUGCGGGAAAAGCUUCACUCAGCGAGCAUCCCUCAUCAAACAUCGGAGAAUCCACACCGGCGAGAGACCCCAUGAAUGCUGUGAGUGCGGGAAAACCUUCACUCAGAGCUCAGGCCUUGUUCGACAUCAGAUAAUCCACACGGGGGCGCGAUCCUACGCGUGCGCCGAGUGCGGAGAAAGCUUCUCUCGGCGCUCGAACCUGAUCGUGCAUCAGAGAAUCCAUACCGGGGAGCGACCCUAUGGGUGCUGCGAGUGCGGGAAAAACUUCAUUGACAGCUCAUCGCUUAAGAAGCAUCAGCGGAUCCACACAGGGGACAGGCCUUACGGAUGCGGCGAGUGCGGGAAAACCUUCACUCGCAGCUCAAACCUCAUCACACAUCAGCGAACCCACACAGGGGAGAGACCCUACGAAUGCAGCGAGUGCGGGAAAAGCUUCACUGACAGCUCUCUCCUCAUUAAACAUCAGAGGAUCCACACGGGGGAGAGGCCCUAUGAAUGCGGCGAGUGUCAGAAAAGCUUCACAGACAGCUCAGACCUUAUUAAGCAUCAGCGAAUCCACACCGGAGAAAAGCCCUAUGAAUGCGGCGAGUGCGGGAAAAGCUUCACUGACAGCUCAGACCUCAUUAAGCAUCAGAGAAUCCACACGGGAGAGAGGCCUCAUGCGUGCUGCGAGUGCGGGAAAAGCUUCACGCAGCGCUCGUGCCUUGUUAAACACCAGCGGAUCCAUACGGGAGAGAGACCCUACGCGUGCGCCGAGUGCGGGAAAAGCUUCGCUUGGCGCUCCAACCUCAUUGUGCAUCAGAAAAUCCACACGGGGGAGAGACCCUACGGGUGCUGCGAGUGUGGGAAAAAAUUCAUUGACAACUCGGCGCUCCUGAAGCAUCAGCGAAUCCACGUGGGGGCCAGACCUUAUGAAUGCGGCGAGUGCGGGAAAACCUUCACUCGGAGCUCCAACCUUAUUAGGCAUCAGAGCGUGCACACGGGAAACCGACCCUUCCGGUGCUCGGACUGUGGGAAAAGCUUCAGCGUGAGCUCCAACCUGAUCGCCCACGAGACCAUCCACACGGGCAAUCGCCCCUUUUCCUGCUCCGAGUGCGGGAAGAGCUUCAACCGACGCGCCAACCUGAUCACGCACUGGAGAAUUCACAUGGGAAAGAAGCCCUUCACGUGCUCGGCGUGCGGGAAAAGCUUCACAGACAGCUCGAACCUCAUCCGGCACCAGCGAACCCACACGGGGGAGCGACCCUACGAGUGCUGCGAGUGCGGGAAAAGCUUCACGGACAGCUCCGACCUCAUCCGGCACCAGCGAACCCACACUGGGGAGCGACCCUACGUGUGCUGCGAGUGCGGGAAAAGCUUCAGUCGGAGCUCCACCCUCAUUCGCCAUCAGAGGAUCCACACGGGAGAGACGCCCUAUAAGUGCCAUGAAUGCGGGAAAAGCUUCAGCGUGAGUUCCAACCUUGUCACGCAUUGGCGAAUUCACACGGGGCAUCGACCCUUCACCUGCUCCGACUGCGGGAAGAGUUUCACCGACAGCUCCAACCUCACUCAGCAUCAGAGAAUACACAGGGGGGAGAACCCCUAUAGCUGCCCCGAGUGCGGGAAAAGCUUCACUCAGAGCUCGGCUCUUCUUGCACAUCAGCGGAUCCACACGGGAGAGCGACCCUACGAGUGCUGCGAGUGCGGGAAAAGCUUCAGCGUGAGCUCAGCCCUGGUCGCGCAUCAGAGACUCCACACGGGGGAGAGACCCUAUAAAUGCUCCGAGUGCGGGAAAAGCUUCAGCGUGAGCUCAACCCUCAUCAUCCAUCAGCGAAUCCACACGGGGGAGAGGCCUUAUCGAUGCUCGGAGUGUGGGAAAAGCUUCAAUCAGAGCUCCCACCUGGUUAGGCACCAGAGUCUCCACCGGGGAGAUAAGCACCAUAAAAACCUUGUCUAAGGCUGUCAAAAAAACCCACCAAGUUUUUUUAAUCCGUUUCUAAUUCCCACCUAGUGACCUUUAAGGCUCUUUGCUGUGGUCCCGCAGCUCCCCCGAGAUGAGUAACACACCGUUGGAGUGAAUCCCUUGGUCCUUUCUAUCUGCUCCUUCAUCCUGAGUCAUGACAAUGUGUGUCCCUCCUACCAGGAAUGUCCACCAGCCCCAGGUAGGGGAGAUGGGAGCCCAUCAUCUUAUAGAAUCACAGAAUCUCAGGGUUGGAAGGGACCUCAGGAGGGAUCUAGUCCAACCCCCUGCUCAUGGCAGGACCAACCCCAACUAAAUCAUCCCAGCCAGGGCUUUGUCAAGCCUGACCUUAA